Schistosoma curassoni is the source of this 1191-nucleotide messenger RNA. The record is from the annotation of a GenBank genome assembly. NCBI's taxonomy places the organism in Eukaryota, Metazoa, Platyhelminthes, Trematoda, Strigeidida, Schistosomatidae.
AUGAUUAAUGAACGUUUUAAUCAACAAGCUAUACGGGAGCAUAAUCGACUUCGUUCUUUACAUGGAUGUGGAGAACUUCAAUUAGAUGAAGAAUUAAUGAUUUCAGCACAAAAAUGGGCUGAAAAUUUAGCUGACGCUGAAAAACUAUAUCAUAGUAAUUAUAAUGAUUAUGGAGAAAAUUUGGCUUUUAAAAUGUCUGUGGCACCAUGUCAAAUAACAGGUGAAGAAGUUUCACAGACCUGGUAUAGUGAGAUUGACUAUCAUGACUUUAAUCAAUGUUAUCAUCCAAAUUCACGUCAUUUUACUCAGAUGAUUUGGAAAUCCACAACACAUGCUGGAUUUGGAUUAGCUUUAAGUCAAGAUCAAACAAAAGCAUAUGUUGUUGGACGUUAUUUACCUGUAGGUAAUAGAGGGGAUUUCGGAUGGAAUGUACCACAUUAUCAAGGAGUUAAGAGAUCUGAAAGUAUGUAUUCAUUGGAUCGUAAUUCAACUAGAUCAAGUCAUAGACGAUCUUUUAGAGAAAGUCUAGGAUUAUCAGAAAGAUGCAAAUGUUACUGGGAUCAUACACCAUAUUUACCUGAAGGACACUCUAUAAUAAACGAAGAUGAACGUUCUAGAACUGGUUCAAUACGUAGUGGAGACUUUCAACGUUCCAGACCUACUUCAUUUUCAAAUAAUGAUGAUAUACAUUUUAAAUCUGUAUAUACAAGAAGUUCUGAAGAUUUACGACCUAAAACUAUAAAUGUCACUACUACUAGUUUACCGAAUACAGAUGAUGCGCACAAUUCAUUAUGUAGUCCAACAGUGAUCAAUUUAAACUUCAUGAAUUCAGAUGAACGUCCAACAAUAGUUACGAAUGCGAAACCAUCAGAUGACUUUUCGGGUUCUAAUCGUGUGUCUAUCAGAACAUCAAUGAGACGACCAACAAGAAGUUCAACACCAGUGUGUAAUGGACAUUCAUUUGAAAGAGAGAGCAGUAUUUCUUCAAGUGGAAGAGCAAACUAUCUAAAUGGAAGAGCUAGUUAUAUAAAAAGUGAUCAAUAUGGAAGAUCUAGUUAUAUAAAUGAUGACUGUAACAGUACAUUAAGAAGCUCAAGCGCUUCGGGCAAAGGGAUUCAAUAUUGUUCAUACUGUAAACAACGUGGACAUAAUAUUGUUAUUGAAAGAGAUUAUAGAAAUGGUGAAGAAUAA